Messenger RNA from Trichogramma pretiosum, 4827 nucleotides. RefSeq lists its product as uncharacterized. Gene Ontology annotation, molecular function: cell adhesion molecule binding. Gene Ontology annotation, cellular component: membrane; cell-cell junction. Gene Ontology annotation, biological process: cell-cell adhesion. The transcript is spliced from 12 exons. The record is from RefSeq and is a predicted model, not a curated record. Lineage: Eukaryota; Metazoa; Arthropoda; Insecta; Hymenoptera; Trichogrammatidae. Bases 593 to 3430 code for a protein of 945 amino acids.
UACCGGCAGUUUGUUCUCGUGUGCCGUAGCGCGCACUUCAGUUGUUACACAUUUUUCUUGCAACACGUACCCGCCGCCGCACACGCCUCGCAAGCGCGCCCGUGUAUGCCCGCGUGCAGUGUAUACCUACAUACACAUACACACCUACACUUAUAACAGUGGCUUUUUUCCUUCUCUCAUUUUCUCGUUUAUCAUUCUUUUUCUUUUCCAUGCAGCGGACACAAUUGUUGUUGAGAGAUUGAAUUAUUGUCUUUGCGACCUACUCUACUCCGCAACGUGCUCCGCAAAUAUUAGAGAUCGGCAACUCGAAAGCACAUACAACCGAUUUUUCGGCUGCAGCAGCGAGAGAGAGAACAGUUGAGGCGAUCGAAAGCUCGCCACUGCGGAUAAAGCUUCGGAGUCAAGCGUGCAGGAUGAGCAAGCAAUUUCGCCUCGAGAGAAAGGAGUGACCGAGGAACAGAGAGCGAAAAUGAAAUAGCCUGAAUUGAGAAAUUUUUCGCAUCGAAGAUUUGACGAUAAAAAUAAGUGACAAGUGUCAAUCGUAUACAUAAAAUUUACAUAGUGUUACAUAGUCGAUAAAUGAGCGAGCACAAUGACGCGGAAUCAAGCUCAGAAGAGGACAGGCUUGGUGACAACGAGCGUCGCAACGCGUCGCGGUGAUAAUCGAUAUUAUGGCAGCCGCACGACGAUCGGCCCCUCGCAGGCCGUUAUUUUCAUCGGCGUCUUACUUUUCAGUGUCGCCCUGGGCCAGCCACUGUCGUUAGAAACGUCAUCGUUGACGCAGCCGACGGCAACAUUAACGCAGGAAGCAUCGCAAUCGACCUCGACUUCGUCGUCCACGACGACGUCGACGACGACACCGACGACAACGACGACAACGACAACGCCAAGUCCACCGGCAAUCGUGCAAGCAUCAUCGGACAAAAAUGAGCCGGAGGGCCACUCGAUGGACGACCUGAUGCCGGGCAGUACGCAGGAGCCGCCGACUCCGUUGACUCAGGGACCGUUGGUCUUCGUCGAUCAGCCGAGCCACACGGAAACCGAGCUCGGCGCCUCGGUUCUGCUGGCCUGUCGGACCGCGACGCCCGUCGUCGAGUGCAGAUGGUCCUGGCAGCCCCUGCCGCCGACGCAUCUGCCCCUGCCCAAUAUCGACAACAGUUCGCCCAUUUCAAAUGAUGUAGCGUUGAAUGCGACAACAGGAUCGCCCGCGACGAGCCUGGCCCUGAAGACUUUCCCGGCCUUCGGCAACGCCAGCAACGACUGCUCCGUCAGGUUCUCCAGCACCAAGUACGAACAGACAGGCUACUGGACUUGCGCCGCCCGACAGGCCCACGAGGAGACCUUCACGAGCACACCGCCGGCCAAGCUCAAUAUCGUUCACCUCGGCAAUGUAGCGGGACAGAUCAAGUUCGCGCCUCAGGACGCCGCUCUGGAGAUACCGUCGGGCGCGACGGUGCGGCUCAGCUGCAACAGUUUGACACCGGUGCGCGAGUGCCAGUGGUCCUGGCGCCAGCUCAAUCAGAGCCAGCCCUGGGACGUGGAGAUGCGACGCUUCCCCGCGGCCGGCAACGACAGCACCAACUGCGAGCUCGGCCUGCCCGCCGCCAGAUCCGAGCACGAGGGCUUCUGGACUUGCGGAGCCAGGCAGUCCUCCAACUCGCCGUUCGUUCAGGCUCCUGCCAUGAGGCUGCUCAUUUCCGAAGUGGAGUUCGUGCGGCUGCUGCGCGACAUUCAAAUUACCGUCGGCGAGUCGGUUUACCUGCGAUGCCUGGUGAACAAGCCGGUCUAUCAGUGCGAGUGGUCUUGGCGGCCGAGCAACACCAGCAAAAACUCGACGGUGGCGCGCAAGUUCGCCCCGCCCAAGGAAAUGGACCACGACUGCUCCGUCAGGCUGCAGAACAUACUCUACGAGGAGGAGGGAGUCUGGACUUGCGGCGUCAGACUGACUCCGGCUGGGAUCCUGCUUAUGGCACCCUCGACCACGGUCACCCUUUUACCUUCUGGCAAGGUAAACUUCACGGAAACGCCGAAGGACGUGAGCACGCCGCGAGGCAGCCAGACGAGCCUGAGCUGCGCCAGCAACGGACGCGUCGAGAGCUGCGCCUGGUCGUGGCGGCCGCUGAACUCGCCGCCCGACACCGAGACCAAGACUCUGCGCUUCCCCAGCCACGGCGAUCUCGGGCGCAACUGCAGCCUCAAGCUGACGAAUCUGAGCCUCGACGACGAGGGCCACUGGACCUGCCGCAUCUAUCUCGGCGGCGUCAACGUGCUGACCAGUCCCCCCGCCAAGAUCACCGUUUACCUGGAAGGUGCGUUAAUAUCGCCGCCCUCGUUCCCGCCCCUCGGCAUAACCGACAUUAAUGACACAGAGGACGUGGUGUUCUCCGAGCUGUCGAAGGACAUCUCGGUGUCGUCGGGCGGCACGGUCAGUCUGCGCUGCGUGACGAGCGCCCGCGUGGAGCAGUGCCGCUGGGCCCUCAACCAGGUGGUCGGCAGCAACAACACGGUCGUGGUGAAGCUGUUCCCGCCGGCCGGCCUCGAGGGCCGCGACUGCAGCGUCAAGCUGUCGCACGCGCUCGCCGAGCAGGAGGGCCUCUGGACGUGCGGCGCGCGAAUGCACGCCCGCCAGAACUACACGGACGCCCCGCCGGCGCGCCUCCGAGUCAUCGAACCAGACCCUACGAUGGUAACGAUCUGGGGUACGCCGCAUCAGAUGAUAAACCUCGCUUGCAAGACAGGCGCCAAUUUGGAUAGCCGAUGUUACUGGCUGCACGAGGGAAGCGAAUUACGCCUCGCCGAGGCACCCGGCAACGACACGCGCAAAACUAAACACACGGUCUCGAUGAAUCAUACGUCAGGCGUAUGCAGCCUUCAGUUUACGGCCGACGAGCGGGAUUUCGGUGAGUGGCACUGCGAAUUCGUCAUUUACAACGAGCAGGUGCAGUCGAGGCUCGGCUCUGCCUUCAUUUUGCUACUGAGCAAUCCACCAGUCGAUCAACGGCUAAGCUGGCUGGUGGGCGCGAUAACGUCGACCGUCCUGUUUCUCCUCAUCAUCGCCGUCGUCGUGGUCGUGUGCAAGACGCGCAUCUGCGCGAGAAAACUGCCGACUUUUUUAGAGACUCUGCCGGCCGAUGAAGCUCACAAAGAUCAUCAACAGGUGCAUCAGCAUCAUCGGGUCCAUCAUCAACAACAGCAGCAGCAGCAGCAGCACGCGUCCGCCGACAGAUACGUGCUCGGUCCGUUGAGCUACGUCAAUCCGAAUUUCGUGGCUCACUCGUCGUCGUCGGCCACGACGGGUGCUGCAGAGACUGGCCUGAGCAGUGGCAUACUGCCAAAUCGGAGUCCACACCUCUACGAGCGAGUUGGCGGCAGGAGGGGCGUAGUUCAACAUGCACCCAAGACUUAUGAGAAUGUAGUUUACGCUGAAUAAAAUCAACAUCGAACGCACAAUUCUGACUUUUUGCAAUUUGUACAUUAUGAAAUGCAACAUUUUACGACCCAAAUACAAUAAUUUCAGUUUCAGGCACCGCCGCCGCGCAUUCAUCGUUCAUUCAUGCGCGCGCGCGCGCGCACAAGCCGAUAGCAGUGCUUUUUUGGCGCGCGAUUGGAUCUCAGUUAGCUCAAUUUCACAUUUAAAUGACUCGUAAAGGUCUAUGUAGCGGCUAGGUCCGGCGUAUCGGUGAUUUGGGGUAUUUAAAUGUAAUACGUGUCGACCCGCGACCAACUAUAUACGUAAUCUAAUUCAAUAUAGUACGCUCAGCGAUUGUCACCUUCCAACUACUGACUUAUCGACCGACCCUUGCAGCAAUGAUGCUCUAUAAUCUUCUAAAGAAUUAGGGCCAUCGCUGAGCAGAUCCUUAGACCUUACAUAUAUAUAGAUAGCCCGUGUUGCUUUCGUUUUCGGCACUAUUUACACGUGACCGUACAUAUGCACACAUAACGUUAACCUAUAGUUUUCGCGACACUUUUGUGUCAGCGAGAAAAGUAAACAAAUUGUUAUUGAACGCGUGUGGAUAGCAAAUCAUUUAAGUUAAUGUAUAAUAGAGUAGCAUAGUGACAAAUUCCGAAAUCAUGUUUUUGGACGAAUACAUGGAAUGUCAAACGGAAAAAUGUAUAGAUGCGAUGUUAAACAAUCCACGAAAACGAAAAGCAGUGCUGAAAUUUCAAGAAUAUCACCCAAAAGUUAAAAGAACUAAGUUAGUAGAGUAUGAAAUGCAUGUUCUUGACGGCGGAGUUUUAAUCCGCGAUAUUGUAAAAGGUCAUGGUGAAUGUGCCAAGUCAGGAAACACUGUUACAGUGAAUUGUAUAGGUGCAAUGCAAAAAAAUGAUCCUAUGAAAUCAUCUCAAUUAAAACGUUCUUUCACUUUUACCAUUGAUAAAGGUGAAGUCAUCAAAGGUUGGGAAAUUGGUAUAAAAGGAAUGUAUGUAGGAGGUAUUCGACAUAUAAUUGCUCCGCCUGAUACAGCGUAUGGCAAUGAUGGGUUGGCUCCUCUCAUCCCACAAAACUUUACCUUCAAUUAUACCGUGAUGCUAGUAAAAAUAAAUUGAUAUAUCGUGUUUGAAAUUGUGUAAAUAAUUAUCAUUAAAUAACAAACACUCUCACUGUCAAAAACAUUGAUAAAUAAAAUCAAUAUUGUUACUUAGUGAGAGAUAUUUUUAUAAGAUUAUAGUAUUUAUAUAUACAAGUAUGUAUUUACAAGGUUUAUGAAGAAUUGUACAUUCAAAUGUAACAUAGGUAUGAGGUAAAGUACCAGUAUUGUUUAAUUGAAUCACUGCAAAGUUUGAUCCUUUUUUCUAUGAAAAAAAUAAAAAAUUAGUCUUUUAGCA